UUAUCAGUCCGCGGCUCUAUGAGCGACCGAGUGAGUGAAGGAGGAAUCAGAUCCAGUUGGACUUUAGGCGAGUGAACAUCUGAAGAGUGGAAGCUUCUCGCCUCAGCAUCAUCAGCAGAUUACAGGACCUUUUUUCCAUGAUAUGCAGCUGUAGAUAUAAUUAAGAGAUAAUGAAUGGGCAAAUAGGGACCUCGAGCAUCUCAGUCAGUGAUGUCUUAGCAAACACUGGAAUCAAAGAACCUGCAAUCAACUUAAAGCAAGAUGAGAAGAUUGUCGCUGCCACAAUUCACUUGGAUCACCUCAGUAAAGAUGAAGUGCUGAAAUUACUCAAGAUCAUUCAUCCUUAUGAUGAGAACCUUGAAAUUAAGACCAAAGCCAGUGGAAACGCUGGAGUGAGAUUUGGUGAUUUAUUUUUGAAGGGUGAAGCUCCAAAACUUCAAGCCCCAUCAGCUGACAUCCAUGGGUUGAAUGGGAAUUUAAGUUUCCCAGGCGUCAAAGGUAACCUCGAAGCUCCAUCGGUGAAUGGAGAACUCCCACAGAUGCAUCUGAAGGGUUCCACACCAGAGCUGACAGUCGGAGACGGCAGCAAGUUCACGAUGCCAACCUACGGCAUGACAGGGCCGAAACUUAAAGGUGCUAAUCUAGACGGCAGCAUAUCUUCUCCAACGCUGAACUCUCCAGAGGAGCUCAAGACACCAGAACUGUGCUAUAAAACUCCUAAGUUCAAGAUGCCAAACUUUCGGGGCAGUUCCACUGAUUUAGACAUCAAUACACCUGAUGUAGAUGGGAAUUUGCCAAAUGCUGAACUGAAAGGUCCAAAUCUUAAUGCAGAACUUCCAGAUGUUGAUGUUGAUGCACCCUCUGGCAAAUUUAAAUGGCCCAAGGCAAACUGGGGUCUCUCAAAGCCUAAAGUAAAGACACCAGAAGCUGACCUCUCUGCACCAAAUCUCAAAGCUGACAUCAAGACCCCAGGUGUGGAUGUGAAUUUACCUGACGCUGAGGUCAGCGGCCCUGAAGUUGGCAUUGAUACCCCAAAUCUUAACACUGACAGCCCAUCUGCUAAAAUUAAAUGGCCCAAAUUCAAGAAACCCAAAGGAAAAGUGAAAGGACAGUUGGGGGACAUUGAUGCAGAUGUGAAUACUCCAGAACUCAAUCUGUCAGCCCCCAAAGUGAAUGCAGGCAUCAAGGCACCAAACGUUGAUAUUGAUGUCCCAGAUGCUGAUCUUAAUGGUCCAAAAGUAAAUAUUGAUGCCCCAUCUGGAAAAUCCAAGUUCCCCAAUCUCAAGCUACCAAAGUUAAACUUAAAUAAACCAAAGUUGGAAGGGCCUAAUCUUGAUGCAGACAUAAAGACACCAGAGAUGGAUGUAGACAUGAACCUGCCCAAAGCUAAACUUGAAGGGCCAACCAUAGAUGCCAAAGCACCAGAUCUCAAACUCUCUGCACCAAAAAUAGAAGGUGAUAUUGGUACACCAGACCUAGACAUCAAAACUCCAGAUGUAGACCUGAAUGCUCCCAAAAUUGAUGCUGAAGCUCCACCCAUCAAAUUCAAGCUACCUAAACUACCCAAAUUUACUGCCCCUGGUGCAAAAAUCAAAGGACCAGAUGUAGAUGCUGACCUUAAUGUCCCAGAUGUUGAUGUCAAUGGAGGUGUGAACGUGAAAACUCCCACAGUUGAUGCCCCAUCUGCAAAACUAAAGAAGCCACAUAUUAAGAUGCCCAAAUUUAGUCUUACUGGCCCAAGAGUAAAAGCACCAAAUGUUGAUGCAAAUGUGCAAACACCGGAUGUAGAUGUGAACCUACCAUCAGGUGAGCUCAAAGGGCCUAAUCUGGACGUAAAAGCACCCAAGAUUGACGGUUCUCUAGCUGUUCCAGAUGUAGAUUUGCCCAAAGCUGAGCUGAAGAAUCCAAAUCUUAACCUUCAUGCAAAAUCACCAGAUUUCAAUCUCUCUGCUCCAGAUGUAGAUCUGAACCUACCAAAAGGAGAACUCAAGGGCCCUAAUGUGGAUCUUAAUGCCCCAAGUGUUGAUGCACCAUCUGGAAAAUUAAAGAUGCCACACUUCAAAAUGCCCAAAUUAAACCUCACUGGACCAAAGGUCAAAGGUCCAAAUCUUGAUGUUGGUGCAGACCUGAAUGCACCAAACAUAGACAUGGAUAUACCUAAAGCAGAACUCAAAGGACCUGAUCUUAACCUAAAUGCACCAAAUGUUGAUCUUUCUAGCCCAGAUGUGGACCUGAGCUUGCCAAAGGGAAGUCUUCAAGGCCCUGAUGUAGAUCUGAAGGUCCCAGAUGCCAACAUUGAUGCACCUUCUGGAAAAUUAAAGGUGCCACACUUCAAAAUGCCCAAAUUAAACCUCACUGGACCAAAGGUCAAAGGUCCAAAUCUUGAUGUUGGUGCAGACCUGAAUGCACCAAACGUAGACAUGGAUCUACCUAAAGCAGAUCUCAAAGGACCUGAUCUUAACCUGAGCACACCAAAUCUUUCUAGCCCAGAUGUAGACCUGAGCUUGCCAAAGGGAAGUCUUCAAGGCCCUGAUGUAGAUCUGAAGGUCCCAGAUGCCAACAUUGAUGCACCUUCUGGAAAAUUUAAGAUGCCAAACCUCAAGAUGCCCAAAUUAAACUUCUCUGGACCAAAGGUCAAAGGACCAAAUGUUGAUGCAGACCUGAAUGCACCAAACGUAGACAUGGAUCUACCUAAAGCAGAUCUCAAAGGACCUGAUCUUAACCUGAGCACACCAAAUCUUUCUAGCCCAGAUGUAGACCUGAGCUUGCCAAAGGGAAGUCUUCAAGGCCCUGAUGUAGAUCUGAAGGUCCCAGAUGCCAACAUUGAUGCACCUUCUGGAAAAUUUAAGAUGCCAAACCUCAAGAUGCCCAAAUUAAACUUCUCUGGACCAAAAGUCAAAGGACCAAAUGUUGAUGCAGACCUGAAUGCACCAAACGUAGACAUGGAUCUACCUAAAGCAGAUCUCAAAGGACCUGAUCUUAACCUGAGCACACCAAAUCUUUCUAGCCCAGAUGUGGACCUGAGCUUGCCAAAGGGAAGUCUUCAAGGCCCUGAUGUAGAUCUGAAGGUCCCAGAUGCCAACAUUGAUGCACCUUCUGGAAAAUUUAAGAUGCCAAACCUCAAGAUGCCCAAAUUAAACUUCUCUGGACCAAAGGUCAAAGGACCAAAUGUUGAUGCAGACCUGAAUGCACCAAACGUAGACAUGGAUCUACCUAAAGCAGAUCUCAAAGGACCUGAUCUUAACCUGAGCACACCAAAUCUUUCUAGCCCAGAUGUGGACCUGAGCUUGCCAAAGGGAAGUCUUCAAGGCCCUGAUGUAGAUCUGAAGGCCCCAGAUGCCAACAUUGAUGCACCUUCUGGAAAAUUUAAGAUGCCAAACCUCAAGAUGCCCAAAUUAAACCUCACUGGACCAAAGGUUAAUGAGCCUAACCUGAAUGCCAGUGCAGAUCUGGAUGUUUCUCUUCCUAAGGUUGCUGGAGAACUGAACACACCAGAUGUUGACCUAAAUCUACCUAAGGCUAAAGUCAGCGGACCUGAUGUUAAUGUGAAAUUACCCAAAGCUGAUGUUAAGGUUCCUGAUGUAGAUGUUAAAACUCCAGAAAUAGAGGCCCCAUCUGGAAAGUUUAAAUUCUUCACUCUCAAAAAAUCUAAAAUUGGUGCAUCUACUCCUAAAGUUAAGACACCAGAAGUUGACGUCAAUGCAUCAGUCAAAAGUCCAGACCUCAGCCUGUCAGCCCCAAAAAUUGAUGCAGAUGUUAAAGCUCCAAAUGCCAAUGUGAACUUGCCUACAGCUGAUCUCGAAGGUCCCAAUGUUGAUAUAGAUGCCCCUAAAGGAAAGCUCAAAUUUCCAACACUGAAAAAAUUUAAUUUUUCUAGUCCAAAAGUAAAAUCCCCCGAUAUUGACGAACCUGAUGCGAGCAUGUCGGCCCCCAAAGUUGAGAGCCCUAACGUCGAUCCAAAAAGUCUGCUUAUGUUCAAGACACACCGACUUCCCAACAGCAGAUUUGAUGAUCUCCUGCAAGAAGCUACUGGAGAUGUUGACCUGAACACCAGCCCGACUAAAACAGAAUCACCAUCCGGGACCAUCUCAGUUCCCACUUUCCCCAGGAAAGCUGGGUGGAGAUCAUCCACAGUAACUCUUGAUUCCAACGAACAUACACAAUCAAUAGACAUCAAAGAAAGGCUACGACUUUUUGCAGCACGUUCCAUGAGCGAUCUCAUGGCGCCUUCCGUCGAGAGCUCGGCGAGCGGAGAACUCCCAGACAGUCCUACAAAAGUGAAGCGAGGAACAUUUAAAGUAACAAAUCCUGAUGUGGGGAAGGACUAUCCGGUAGUGAACUCAACAAGCAAAGAAGAUAAACUUUCUCUGAGUCUGAACAACAUGCUCGGCUUGAACAACUCGGACGAUUAGCUUCAAGUCUUAAAACUUUAACCAUCUAAAAUUAUAAAAUUAUUAUUUCAUUAAAUUUCUUUUGUUUACAUUACUAUUAUGGCGGUCUUUGUUUUUCUAGACACAGUUUAUCACUAGACAUUAAUAUAAAGAUAUAAAGAUGUUUAUAACCUUUUACAGAAUUAUGUAAAAAAAAUAAUAAUUUUGUAUUUACGUGGGUGAAGUUUAAUAUAUUGUCCUAUAAAUAUAAAACUUGUAAUUAUUUUGUAUAAAGUGUCAGUAUGUCAUUCACCAACAUGUCAAUCAUGAGAUAUUUACAAGAAUGAUGAUAUGAAGGAAAACAGUUUGAAGUGUAUUUAGAAUAUAAACCUCUUUAUGUGCAAUUAACACUAAUAUAAUAUUGAAGAUCUUAAAAGACUUAAUACAUAUUUUCUUCAUAUUUUAUCAGUAUUGUUGCUAAUGGGAAAAAAACCUGUUUAUUCACUAAUGCUGUUAAAACUUUGUUUGCAAAAACUUCCCUCUUCUGUAACUGUAAAAUAUUCACAUGUAUUUUUUCAAUAAAUUAAAAUUUUACCUUGAA
Molecule: messenger RNA, 4971 nt
Organism: Pangasianodon hypophthalmus (striped catfish)
Lineage: Eukaryota; Metazoa; Chordata; Actinopteri; Siluriformes; Pangasiidae
Product: neuroblast differentiation-associated protein AHNAK
Exons: 5
Coding region: 171-4412 (1413 amino acids)
Biological process (GO): regulation of RNA splicing
Cellular component (GO): cytoplasm; nucleus; costamere
Source: RefSeq, a predicted model, not a curated record